AUGUUCUUCAAAACAGCUGCGCUAGCAGCUAUCCUGUGUUCGAGACUAGCCUCUUGUCAGCAGACCAUGUUUGGCUAUGGAGAACUAGUGUACACUGUUACCGUUUCAACCACCGUAGGAGGCACUUUCGGUUCGACGGGCGACGGUAUAAUGUCAACCGCUUUUGCAGGGCUGUACAAUCAGAUCUCGGUAUCCUCGACGACCGACACAGCAGAAGUGACAACCACUGCAGACGGGUUUCUUGCUUACGUCACAGCUGUUACCGAGGCCGGCAGCUUUGCUGAUGACGACGUGGCGCUGUGGGGAUCGAUUAUAUCGGCCGUGAGUGCCAUUGAUUCGGCGGCUGGACAUUAUGCUGGUGCAGUAGCGUCUAUAUACUUUGAGAACACAGACGAUGAACCUGCAGAUGUGGGAACCAUUACCUACGAUAUGGAUGAGGAUGUUGAAUGA
Messenger RNA from Mollisia scopiformis, 450 nucleotides. RefSeq lists its product as uncharacterized. The coding region runs from base 1 to 450 and encodes 149 amino acids. The transcript has a single exon. NCBI's taxonomy places the organism in Eukaryota, Fungi, Ascomycota, Leotiomycetes, Helotiales, Mollisiaceae. The record is from RefSeq and is a predicted model, not a curated record.